Messenger RNA from Neopelma chrysocephalum (saffron-crested tyrant-manakin), 1624 nucleotides. RefSeq names its product adenylate cyclase activating polypeptide 1 (gene ADCYAP1). The record is from RefSeq and is a predicted model, not a curated record. Gene Ontology annotation, molecular function: pituitary adenylate cyclase activating polypeptide activity; neuropeptide hormone activity; peptide hormone receptor binding. The coding region runs from base 875 to 1393 and encodes 172 amino acids. Gene Ontology annotation, cellular component: perikaryon; extracellular region; neuron projection. Lineage: Eukaryota; Metazoa; Chordata; Aves; Passeriformes; Pipridae. Gene Ontology annotation, biological process: positive regulation of protein kinase activity; positive regulation of GTPase activity; positive regulation of ERK1 and ERK2 cascade. The transcript is spliced from 5 exons.
ACUUGGUGUUUAUGAGAAGCUUUAUGACUCCUGAUAAGCUCAUCUUUGAGGACGACACAGAACUGUGUUCCUUGAGGAAUUGGGGUGGUGACGUCUUUUCUGAUACCCGAUUAUUACGUGACUGAGAAAAAAAAAGGCAUUUGAUUCAUGAAUAAAAAUCCGGACACCACCACGGGGGCAACAAACAAUAUUGCCCGUCCUCUAAGGCAACAAGCAGGCAAAUGUUUACGAAGAGGGCUCCUGCUGAAGCGGGGUGUUUGCAAAGAUUUUCUUGCUAAUUGCGUAUCAGACGGAAGGCUGCGGAAGGCUGGUCAAGUUUGGAGCCACCGUGCAGGAAGAGAAGAAGAGGAGAAGGCUGAAAGCAGGCGCUCAGUGAGGGGAGAGAUCUGGGGAAGACAACAUCGCACGCAGCCAGCCCGCGGCUCCCGCCUCCGCUCCCUCCCGGGCUCGUUUGCUCUCUUCCCUCUUCCCCUGCGCUCCUUUCUCAGGCGACAUAUCGCUCCAUCCCUCUUUCUCCCUUCCCUUGUAGACCCCACUCCAGAUCUGUGCUGCUACCUGCAAACUUUUUUCCCUUUAUCUUUUUUCGCCCCUUCCUCUUUCUCUUUUUCUUUUUGGAGUGAAUUGCCCUAAAACCAGCAAACAACUAACUGCUGCCGCUUUUGCGUCUUCUGCAUCUUGCGCGUUCUUCGCCCAUCGGAGAGGCAAUGCCACGAGGGUUUUAACUCCUUUCGGACGCCACUUGGGAGAGAGCUCGAUUUCUCCCCCUCCCUAUUUUGGGUCUUUUUUUUUUUUUUUUUUCCUCUCCAAGACCUGCCGGUUUAGUUUCGCAGCCAAACGCUCUCAGUGCCGGGUGUCUAGAGUUUAAUGAGUGGCAAUGUGUAGCAAAGCGAUCUUAGCACUCCUGGUCUAUGGCAUAAUAAUGCACUGCAGCGUCUACUGCUCACCUGCGGCCGGACUUCAGUACCCAGCGCUCAGGCUGGAGGAUGAAGUCUACGACGAGGACGGGAACACCCUGCAGGACUUCGCCUACGACCACGAACCCCUCGGCAUAGCGAAUCCGUCCUCCAUGAUCGGCGAGAUGUACACCUUGUAUUACCCACCGGAAAAGAGGCACGCCGAUGGGAUCUUCAGCAAAGCCUACAGGAAACUCCUGGGCCAGUUAUCCGCCAGGAAAUAUCUGCACUCCCUGAUGGCCAAGCGGGUCGGCGGUGCCAGCGGCGGCCUGGGGGACGAGGCGGAACCGCUGACCAAGCGGCACAUAGACGGCAUCUUCACGGACAGCUACAGCCGCUACCGGAAACAAAUGGCUGUCAAGAAAUACUUAGCAGCCGUCCUGGGGAAAAGGUAUAAACAAAGAGUUAAAAACAAAGGACGCCGAGUAGCGUAUUUGUAGCGAUGUGAGUAACCAGCCACUCCUGUGUAUACAAAGUCCUAAGGGAGAGAGAGAGAGAGAGAAAGAGAGAGAGAGAGAGAGAGAGAGAUAAACCCAACAACAACAAGAACAAAAAAAUCUAAACAAAAACAAAAGUCAUUUCCAAACUGACUGAACAAUCACCGCUCCUGUGUUAUCUAAACAUGUAUUUAUGUAUGAAGUAAAGCCAUUAAAUGAAUAUUUUGAUAAUAA